AUGUCUGUGGUGAUUGAAACAACCAUGGGGGACUUCACGGUCGAUCUCUACGUGGAGGAGAGGCCGCGAACCUCUAUGAAUUUUCUGAAACUUUGUAAAUUGAAGUAUUACAAUCUCCAACUUUUUUUCAAGGUGACACCGAACUUCGUUUGCCAAGCGGGAGACCCCACUCUGAGCGGAAGGGGCGGGAGCUCCAUGUUCAGUCAUCUUUAUGGGGAGCAAGCGCGGUAUUUCGAAGUUGAAAGCCAGCCCCGAUUGAAACAUCUGAAGCUGGGAACGCUAUCGAUGGUCAACAACGGUGAAGGGAUGUUGGGCUCUCAAUUUCUCAUAACUUUGAGCGACAACCUCGACUACUUAGAUGAGCAGGGACAUUGUGUCUUCGGAGAGGUUGUUGAAGGCAUGGAGUUCCUCGAGAGAAUCAACGAGGUCAUUUGUGACAAAGACGAGAGACCUAUGCAAGACAUCAUGAUUUCACACACGGUGAUCCUGGACGAUCCUUUCGCAGAGCCUGAGAACUUGGAAUAUCCGGCAUCCCCCGAAGUUACCCUCGACAUGCUGAAAUCCGAUCGUAUCGCCUGUUAUGAAGACAUCGCCGAAUAUGAAGGUCGCACAGCAGAGGAGAUCGAAGAGGCGUUGAAGGAGAAGGAAGCGAAAGCUCAAGCGACGGUAUUGGAAAUUAUUGGGGAUCUCCCAGACGCGGACAUGGCACCUCCGGAGAACGUUCUCUUCGUCUGCAAACUUAAUCCGGUGACGAACGAUGACGAUCUCGAGCUGAUUUUCUCGCGCUUCGGAGAGAUCAAAGGUUGUGAAAUUAUCCGCGACUGGAAAACGGGGGAGAGCCUUCAGUAUGCUUUCAUCGAGUUCGCUAACAAGGAGUCUUGUGAACAAGCUUAUUUCAAGAUGGAUAAUGUUCUCAUUGACGACAGAAGAAUCCACGUCGACUUCUCUCAAUCAGUCGCCAAAGUCAAAUGGAAAGGAAAAGGGCGAGGAGUCGUGGGAGACUGGUCUGAGGACAAGAAGAAAACGCGGUCCGACGACAGACCGCGAGAGAAAUAUGUGAUGAGGGAUACUCGCAAGAAAGACGGCUACAAGCUCAUUCUAAGAGGAGAAUCAGACGCGAGGAAGUCGCAGAAACGGGAGAUGUCGAGAAGCCCCGACAACCGACAUCGAUCCCACAGAAAGACGAGUCCUAAGCCCCGCCGGGAGAGCCCCCCUCCGCAGGGUCGAAGUAGAGAUUUCCAGUUUAGGGAACGUCGACGAGAAGGGAGAAGUACCUCACCGAGAAACCGAGGGAAGAGUUCCUCGCCGAGGAAUCGACGAAGAAAUCCCUCGCCUUCGGACCGAAGGAGCAGCCCAUCACAAAGACGGACCAAGAGGAGUCCCUCGCCGAGGAGAAGGAGGAGGAGUCCCUCGCCCAGAGGACAGAGGAGGAGCAUCUCGCCACAAAGUCGGAGAAUCAGCUCUCCUUCCAGGAAUCAGAAAAGAAGUCCCUCGCCGAGGAAUCGAAGACGGAAUCCGUCGCCGAGAGACCGGAAAGAUCGGGGGCGCAGAUCUCGCUCUAGAGACCGAUAUUCGGAGCGUUCGAAUCGCUAUUGAUUGAGACCUUGACCUUUAGAAUAAACAUGUAUAUAUAAUGAAUU
This is a messenger RNA of Galendromus occidentalis (western predatory mite), 1640 nucleotides long. RefSeq names its product peptidyl-prolyl cis-trans isomerase sig-7. The record is from RefSeq and is a predicted model, not a curated record. The coding region runs from base 1 to 1596 and encodes 531 amino acids. Lineage: Eukaryota; Metazoa; Arthropoda; Arachnida; Mesostigmata; Phytoseiidae. The transcript has 3 exons. Gene Ontology annotation, biological process: protein peptidyl-prolyl isomerization. Gene Ontology annotation, cellular component: nucleus. Gene Ontology annotation, molecular function: peptidyl-prolyl cis-trans isomerase activity; RNA binding.